ACUUUAAACGUAAUGGGCCGGAGAAAAAGUAAACGGAAGCCACCAAGUAAAAAGAAAGCUAUUCAACCGCUAGAUACACAAUUUAAUUGUCCGUUUUGCAAUCACGAAAAAUCAUGUGAGGUUAAGAUGGAUAAGUCGAGGAACACAGCUAGAAUUACUUGCAGAGUCUGCUUAGAAGACUUUCAAACCACGAUCAAUUUACUUUCAGAACCUUUAGAUGUGUAUAAUGAUUGGAUUGAUGCAUGUGAAAGUGCAAACUAAAUUUUACUAUCUUUGUAUCAGGUUAAUGCUAAUAGUAUUAUUUAUUUCUUUUAAAUGCAAAUUGUCAGCACUUUAAUAUAAAUGGAUAUCACAUCAUGUGCAAUGCAUAAGCAACAACUUAAUGCUAUACAUAUAUUCUAUAAAUCAAUGAAAAGACAUUUAGUUUCAUAAAUUUAAUAUUUCAUUAGUUUAAAGUAAUAAAACUUGAUAUAUAUAUAUAUCCCAUACGUAGUUUAUUAAGUAUUAUAUCGUAUUAUUUUUAAUCAUACAUGAUAUUUGUAUAAUCAUAUUUAUAUAUGAGCUUCUUGUACUUAUUAAAUAAGGAUAUGAAUGUUUACAUUAAAAAUAACAAAAAUAUUAUAUGACUGCUAUAACCUACGGAUAUUUAUAUGAAAAGAAGACACAUAAUGUUUUUACUGUAUGUUUAUAUUAUAAAACUUAUGAAGUUGUAAGAUAAUGACAAUAUGAAUAAAAUAGUCUUUGCUAUAA
Bombus pascuorum is the source of this 750-nucleotide messenger RNA. Its product is annotated as transcription elongation factor 1 homolog. Lineage: Eukaryota; Metazoa; Arthropoda; Insecta; Hymenoptera; Apidae. The transcript has 2 exons. Gene Ontology annotation, cellular component: transcription elongation factor complex. The record is from RefSeq and is a predicted model, not a curated record. Gene Ontology annotation, biological process: transcription elongation by RNA polymerase II. Bases 13 to 261 code for a protein of 82 amino acids. Gene Ontology annotation, molecular function: RNA polymerase II complex binding.